UGUUCUAUGGUAAUUUGAAUAUUGAUUUAUCUUAACAUAUAAACACAUAGGUACUAGAGAAGUUACUACACCUGCUUACGUUAUUGAAGACAAUCAGGAGGAUGUGCACGAUAUGGAGGAAGUAUCUACACCUGUAGCCCACCUUAUUGAAGACAGUCAGGAAGACAUGCAAAACACAGAAUUGGAUACGUCGGUGGAAUCAUCAGAAGAGAAAAGUUAUGUAGACGAGGAACGAGCAAGCGCAUUUGGUUCAGAUGAUGAAUUUGAAAUGAUCGAUGGCCUUCCAGAGUCAACUCUUUACCAUGACGAUGCCCUUACCCCAGUAUUCUCCUGGAAGAAGAACGCUUUUAGUGCCGAAUGUUUGGUGAACAUCUUGUUGAAUGAGCACGAAAGUAGCACCCUCUGUGUCUCAACGCCAAUCAACAUAGCGCAUAAUGUAACUUUCUUGAUCGAUAACAGCAAGAUAAAAAUGAAAGAAGACAUCAAGUGUGACGACAUGGGUGUAUGGCUUCAUACGGGCUCCCCCAAGAAAUCAUUUAGGGUAUUGCGCAAAAAUUCUGGAAAAAUCAGCCAAAUAACGUCCGUAAUUUCAACGAGCGAUGAACUUACCCAAGGACAAGCACAAUUGGUUACACUGAAGCGGGUGUAUUACGUGAAUAAGUCGAGUGCGGAUUUGAGAAAGAUAAUUUCAACUCUAGAAGGUACAUUACUACGAGGAAAAGAACAUGUAGUGGAUGUUGACAUACCACACGGAAACUCACAAAAAAAUAGAGGGUACAAGCGCGUAAUGCCUAGUACAAGAAAAGCGCUGCAAACCCAACCAUCAAGCAAAAAAACGGCAAAAGAGAUCCUGGAUUCAGUCUAUCGCGAUGUCGGAGAUGUCACAAGAGCUCGAAGUAUUGGCGAACUUCCGAGAGGUCCAACUGACGUGUACAAUGCCAGGCAUGCGGCAAAGAGAGAACAGCGGAACAAGCCAACAAAGGAAGGGGGAAAGGAAGUAAAUACUAUAUGGGAGCUUUUAGAGACUGCAAAAAGAGAAGAAAAGGAUGGAAAAGAUUCAGUGUUCAUUCGAGAGUGCAGAAUUCAUCCAGACUUUCUAGUCGUCUUAGCCAGUGACCGUCAACUUCAAGACCUCAAGCAUUUCUGUACUAAUCCGCACGAAUUCUGUAUUUUCGGUGUUGACCCAACAUUCAAUAUUUUCGAGGAAAAUAUUAGCCUGACAGUUACAACUUACAGAAACCUAAAGCUCCACAAAGACGUGACAAAGAAAUCACCCGUCUUCAUUGGGCCAGUCCUUAUGCAUCAGCGUAAGGACUGGAAGACCUAUGCCAGAUUUGCCAAUUCCCUGAUAACCGAAUGUCCAGAGCUCGAAGGUCUGCUUGCAUGUGGAACGGACGGUGAACGGGCGUUGAUAGAUGGGUUGAAGCGCAACUUCCGUUUUGCAUUGUUUUUACGGUGUUUCAUACACUUCAAAGAUAACGUGAAACGACAAUUGAGUGAGCGUGGUUUGCCAUCAGAAAUCAAAUCGAAAUUCCUAAAUGAGAUAUUUGGAAAGCAAGAGGGGGACACAAAAUACGCUGGUCUGCUUGAUUGUGACACUGAAGAAGAGUUCGAUAACAAAUUAAUAGCAUUGCAAGGCGAGUGGGAGUCCAGAGAAAAAGAAGUCUACGGCACAUUGAAAACGACUAACACAUUCUACGAGUGGUUUCUUAAAGAGAAGGCGCGUGAUGGUAAAGAGUCCAUGUUGAAGUCCAUUCGAAUAGAAGCUGGUCUGGGCAAUCCACCACGAAAAUACACAAAUAAUGAUCCCGAAUCAGCAAAUUUUGUCAUUAAACACGGAUUGAAAUUUGAUGCGAAGAAACCUCAUGAGUUCGUUCAAGAAAUGAAGAACAUCAUUCAGAGGCAGUAUCGAGACGAAGAUCGCGCCGUGUUCGGAAAAGGUCCAUACGAGAUUCGGCCAGAAUUUCAGCACUUAACAGUGGAUGACAAGACAUGGAGCAGGCUUAACCAUGAACAGCUUAUGGCGAAAGUUGAGAAGUACAUCAAAAGUGGUAUGAAUGCCAAAAAAGUUGUGGCGAACAAAGAGGUAGAAGCUGAUAGCUCGGUCCAAGCGUCACUUUCGUGCACUAAUACACUUGCAAUAACAGCACAUGCAGGGCAGUGGUGUCACCACGGUCCCAAUGCCUAUACUUCAAGCUAUGUUCGAAAAAGCUAACCAACUUCUACGGAGACGCGA
Molecule: messenger RNA, 2236 nt
Organism: Dendronephthya gigantea
Lineage: Eukaryota; Metazoa; Cnidaria; Anthozoa; Malacalcyonacea; Nephtheidae
Exons: 6
Coding region: 113-2215 (700 amino acids)
Source: RefSeq, a predicted model, not a curated record